Phytophthora nicotianae INRA-310 is the source of this 1548-nucleotide messenger RNA. RefSeq lists its product as hypothetical. The record is from RefSeq and is a predicted model, not a curated record. Gene Ontology annotation, molecular function: cysteine-type peptidase activity. The transcript has a single exon. Gene Ontology annotation, biological process: proteolysis. NCBI's taxonomy places the organism in Eukaryota, Oomycota, Peronosporomycetes, Peronosporales, Peronosporaceae. Bases 1 to 1548 code for a protein of 515 amino acids.
AUGCCGCCAUGUAACACGGACGCAUGUAUUGUUGGAAAACUCGCAGGUUUGGAGGACAUUGGUGACUACGUUGGUGAUGGUGUCGCCAUUUCAUGUGAUACUGGUGAAGAUACUGGUGAUGGUGUCACCAAUUCGACUAGUGUUGGCGAAAAUACAACCAAUUCUGGACGUGAUCUGGCGUCCGAUUCGCCGAUGGAGAUAAAAAUCGAAAAGGAAAGACGGUCCACCCAGGCUUCAACUGCGAUAACUAGACGGAAACUAAACCUUUACAUUUCAGACAGCGACUCGAGCGAUCAAAUAGUCAACAUUGUGUUGAACACGGCCAGUAAACCUGCAGGAAGACCACGUGAAAAAGCUUCUACGAAGAAGGCCAGGCGUCGAAAGGAGUUUCAAGACACCAAGGUGCUUAUUCAGCAGAUAAACACCUAUGGAGACACCACGUUGUCCACCUUGCGUGAGUAUGUGGAUCAAAAGAAACUGUCGCUGGAGCAAAUAGAGCCACUGUUCAAUGCAAUUCGCCCCAGGCGUGAUGAUGCCGUCUUCAAACGACCGAAAGGACAUAUGGUUACUCUGAGGACAACAAAGAGUGUGGAAACGAAUAUAAGAUACACACUUCCAGAGCAACUCGUCCUGAAAGCUCAAACAGCUGGCAAGAACGCCAUCUCGAGAGGGCAGAGCGAGUAUGGCCGUACCCCACCACACGAGGACAUCACCGUUUUAUUUUUGGAUGUGGGAUUAUUCUCUCUUGUUGACAUCGACACUAUGCAUGAAUGGCAUUGUCUGAAGAAAAAUAUAUCUGCCGUUCAUAAGCUGAUGAAGUGGAUCGAAACAAAGCCUCAAACAGAGACCCGCUGCAAAAUAUUGAAGCGUGUGCAAAAGAUCAACGUGUACACGUCGUUGAAAUCCAAGAGCGGGGAAACACUUGUUCAGUUUGACGACUUGACAAGAUUUGCGGGUGAAAUGUGGCUUAGUGAUGGGUGCGUAGUUGUGGCGGCACUGAAGGUAGCGGAUGCGUGGAGUCGCUCCCAAAAUAGUGGUAGAAUCACCCAAGUGCACGUCGUUGAUCCAGUUUUUCUUGGGUUUCAAGACGCUGCAGACCGUGCAAGAAUGUUGGAUACCAGUGAGCUGUUGCUGAGUACAGUCAGCCAAAGUCGCGUCAUCCUGAUUCCAGUCUACAUCGUCGUUGACAUCAGCCAUUGGUGCGGAGCGAUCGUCGACUUUGGCUGCAAGACAAUCUGGAUCUACGAUCCAAAACACAACGAGGAAUAUUUGAACGCAGUGACUACAAUCAUGACCAAGAAAAUUGUGCCAGUGAUCGACCAAGCCUGUAAGUUAACUAUCCGCCGGUCUUCGGCGUGGUAUCAAGACGAUGGGCACAAUUGUGGGGGUUUUAUUGUGAAGUGGUUUGAGACCUAUAUCAAUGUCGCUCACAACACUAAAGUGGCCGAAGACCUGGUGCAGCUGACUCCAGAUUUUACUUCUGCUAAAGACCUGGACGAUUGCAGAUACAAAAUGUUUAAGUCAGUCUUUAUGGAUGUUACAAGCUAG